AUGGUUGCCCUAAUUUCCAAGAAGAGAAAGCUUGUAGCUGACGGUGUCUUCUACGCCGAAUUGAACGAAUUCUUCACCAGAGAAUUGGCCGAAGAAGGUUACUCAGGUGUCGAAGUCCGUGUCACUCCAACCAAGACCGAAGUCAUCAUCAGAGCCACCAGAACUCAAGACGUCUUGGGUGAAAACGGUAGAAGAAUCAACGAAUUGACUUUGUUGGUCCAAAAGAGAUUCAAGUACGCUCCAGGUACCAUCGUCUUGUACGCUGAAAGAGUUCAAGACCGUGGUUUGUCCGCCAUUGCCCAAGCUGAAUCCAUGAAAUUCAAGUUGUUGAACGGUUUGGCUAUCAGAAGAGCCGCCUACGGUGUCGUCAGAUACGUCAUGGAAUCCGGUGCUAAGGGUUGUGAAGUCGUCGUCUCCGGUAAGUUAAGAGCUGCUAGAGCCAAGGCUAUGAAGUUCUCUGAUGGGUUCUUGAUCCACUCCGGUCAACCUGUCAACGAUUUCAUCGACACCGCCACUAGACACGUCUUGAUGAGACAAGGUGUCUUGGGUAUUAAGGUUAAGAUUAUGAGAGACCCUGCUACCGCUAAGACUGGUCCAAGAGCUUUGCCAGAUGCUGUCACCAUUGUUGAACCAAAGGAUGAAGAACCUGUCUUGGCCCCAUCCGUCAAGGACUACAGACCAGCUGUCACUGAAGCCGCUGCUGAAGCCACUGAAGAAGUUGAAGCUUCUGCUUAA
Naumovozyma castellii is the source of this 735-nucleotide messenger RNA. It is a transcript of the gene RPS3, whose product is annotated as 40S ribosomal protein uS3. The record is from RefSeq and is a predicted model, not a curated record. NCBI's taxonomy places the organism in Eukaryota, Fungi, Ascomycota, Saccharomycetes, Saccharomycetales, Saccharomycetaceae. The transcript has a single exon. The coding region runs from base 1 to 735 and encodes 244 amino acids.